Molecule: messenger RNA, 1017 nt
Organism: Rangifer tarandus platyrhynchus (Svalbard reindeer)
Lineage: Eukaryota; Metazoa; Chordata; Mammalia; Artiodactyla; Cervidae
Source: the annotation of a GenBank genome assembly
AUGGACCCUAGUACAAAGAAGACUGAUAACCCCACCAUGUGCACUGCCAGCCCCUGUGACCUGGAAGAGAUCCCUCUGGAUGAUGAGGACCCAGACAGCUUGGAGUACAAAAUCCUGGAGUUCUAUGUCAAACACCAUGUCUUCCAGAACACCUCUGUCGUCCUCUCACCGAAGCUCCUAAGAACAAGGAGUCUGUCCCAGAAAGGGCCGGAGAGCUGGCCAGUGAAAGAGGCAUGGACGCAGGGGCCGUGGCCCUGCAGAAAUUCCCAAUCCAGUGAGAAGGCCAUAAACCUCGCCAAGAAAAAGUCGUCUUGGAGGACCCUCUUCGGGGUAGCAGAGAAGGAGGAGGACUCACAGAGUUCGCCUCCGGAAAUCCGUGCCCAAGGACCGAGGGUGGGGGGACCUCAGGCCUGUCCUCGGAGUCCGAAAUGGCCAAGGUCCCGCUCCAGCAUGGACCAGCGCUUAGAGCACAAAGCUGCGGACCCCAGAGUCGUUUCCAUUGCCAACCGAGUCGCUGAAAUUGUUUAUUCCUGGCCGCCGCCAGAAGAGUUCCAUAGCCAGGGAGGAGGCUUCAACUCCCAAGAGCUUCUGGUACCCCAGAGUUUCAAACAGCAGUCUGGAGCUGAAAGUACCAAGAAAGAAGGAGAAGACCAAAUAAUAGCCAGAAUUGUUGAGCUGCUGAAAUAUUCAGGGGAGCAGUUGGAAAGAGAGUUGAAGAAAGACAAGGUUUUGAUGACCUGCUUCCAGGAUGGGUUAUCCUAUCCUGUUUUCAAGACCAUCACAGACCAGUUCCUAAGGGGCGUGGACACGAGGGGAGAAUCAGAGGUCAAAGCUCAGGGCUUUAAAGCUGCUCUUGCAAUAGAUGUCAUAGCCAAGCUCACGACUGUCGACAACCACCCCAUGAACAGGGUGCUGGGUUUUGGAACCAAGUACCUGAAAGAGAAUUUCUCGCCCUGGAUCCAGCAGCACGGUGGAUGGGAGAAAAUACUUAGGAUACCACACGAAGAAGUAGACUGA